CUAGGCAGGUGUGUGCAAGCCAAAAACAAAAAAAGCAUGAGGACACUGGAAGACUCCUCGGGGACAGUCCUGCACCGCCUUAUCCAGGAGCAGCUGCGCUACGGGAACCUGACGGAGACACGCACGCUGUUGGCCAUCCAGCAGCAGGCCCUGCGGGGUGGGGCCGGAGCAGGGGGCACGGGGAGCCCCCAGGCCUCCCUGGAGAUCGCAGCCCCUGAAGACGGUCAGGUGCUGCAGCAGGCCACCAGGCAGGAGCCCCAGGGCCAGGAGCACCAGGGUGGCGAGCCUCACCUGGCUGAAAACACGCUUUACCGGCUGUGCCCACAACCCGGCAAGGGCGAGGAGCUGCCCACCUAUGAGGAAGCCAAAGCGCACUCGCAGUAUUACGCGGCUCAGCAGGCCGGGGCCCGGCCCCACGUGGGAGACAGGGAUGCUCGAGGGGCCCCUGGAGGUGGCCGGCGGCAGGAGGAGGCGCUGCGGAGGCAGGACGAGGCGCUGCGGGAGCUGAGACAUGGCCACGUGCGUUCCCUGAGCGAGCGCCUCCUGCAGCUGUCCCUGGAGAGGAACGGGGCUCGGGCUCCCAGCCACAUGAGCUCCUCUCACAGCUUUCCUCAGCUGGCCCGAAGCCAGCAGGUCCCCCAACCACGGUGCCACCCUGCAGAGGGCCCAGAGACCCGUGGCCCCCCGCCUCAGUACCCACACGUCGCCCUGGCUCACGAGACCACCGCUGUCAGUGACCCAAGAUACCGAGCCCGCGGCAGUCCCCACUUCCAGCAUGCAGAAGUCAGGAUCCUGCAGGCGCAGGUGCCCCCUGUGUCCCUCCAGCUGCAGCAGUACCAGUACCUGCAGCAGCCCCACGAGCGCCCCUCCCCCCCACAUCCAGCCACCCUGGGCCAUGGCCCUUCGGUGGAGGGGCCAGCAAGUGCCCAGGCGCCGGGCAGUGCUCACCUGGCGCAGAUGGAGGCCUUACUGCGGGAGAACGCCCGGCUGCAGAGAGACAACGAGAGGCUCCAGAGAGACCUGGAGAGCUCCGCAGAGAAGGCCGGCCGCAUAGAGAAGCUAGAGAACGAAAUCCAGAGGCUCUCUGAGGCCCACGAGAGUCUGACGAGAGCCUCUUCCAAGCGAGAGGCCCUAGAGAAGACCAUGAGGAACAAGAUGGACAGUGAGAUGAGGCGGCUGCAGGACUUCAACCGUGAUCUUAGAGAGAGAUUGGAAUCUGCAAACCGCCACCUGGCAAGCAAGACACAGGAGGCCCAGGCGGGCAGUCAGGACAUGGUGGCCAAGCUCCUUGCCCAGAGUUACGAGCAGGAGCAGGAGAAGCUGGAACGGGAGAUGGCGCUGCUGCGCGGUGCCAUCGAGGACCAGCGGCGGCGCGCUGAGCUGCUGGAACAGGCCCUGGGCAACGCGCAGGCCCGAGCCGCCCGCGCCGAGGAGGAGCUGCGCAAGAAGCAGGCCUACGUGGAGAAGGUGGAGCGGCUGCAGCAGGCGCUCGGGCAGCUGCAGGCCGCCUGCGAGAAGCGGGAGCAGCUGGAGCUGCGCCUGCGCACGCGCCUGGAGCAGGAACUCAAAGCCCUGCGCGCGCAGCAGAGACAGACGGGCACACCCAGUGGCAACAGUGGGUCCAACGAGCUCAGUGCCCUGCGGCUCUCAGAACAACUGCGGGAGAAGGAGGAACAGAUCCUGGCCCUGGAGGCCGACAUGACCAAGUGGGAGCAGAAGUACUUGGAGGAACGCGCCAUGAGGCAGUUCGCCAUGGAUGCGGCUGCCACCGCCGCUGCCCAGCGGGACACCACCCUCAUCCGACACUCCCCACAGCCCUCACCCAGCAGCAGCUUCAACGAGGGCCUGCUUACCGGGGGCCACAGGCAUCAGGAGAUGGAGAGCAGGUUGAAGGUGCUGCAUGCCCAGAUCUUGGAGAAAGAUGCUGUGAUCAAAGUCCUUCAGCAGCGGUCCAGGAAAGACCCCGGCAAGGCUGCCCAGGGCGCCCUGCGGCCUGCCAAGUCCGUGCCAUCCAUCUUCGCAGCUGCGGCGGGAACCCAGGGCUGGCCGGGGCUCUCUUCCAGCGAGCGGCCCGCUGACGCGUCUGCCCGGCAGACAGUAGACAAGGCACCAGCGGAGGAGCCAGUAGCUGCAGCUCCGCCCCCUGCCCACACCAAACAUGGGAGCAGAGAUGGAAGCACGCAAACCGACGGCCCAGCGGACAGCGUGGCUUCCUGCCUGGCCGCAGAGCCUGACAGCCCGCUGGGGUGCAACAGUGGCCAGAGGACUGCCUCUCUGGAUUGUGUAGCCACAUCCCGAGUCCAGGACCUGGCAGACAUGGUGGAGAUACUAAUCUAAAGGAUGGAGACGGUGCCUCGGGAGCUCUGAAAAUCUAUCCUCCUUUCCUCUGCCAUUCCAGCAGCGUUCCCCCCCGAUUCAGCUGCUGCUCCCCACUUUCCUCAGCCAUUGACCAUCUGGUGCCAGGAGCUCAGGGAGGAAUAUGCCCCGGAAGACACUGCUUCUUGGCUUGCCUUCUCCCCACACCCAUGCACGGAGCAAGAAGGACGCCAAGGCCCCUGCCCUGUCGGUUCAGACUCAGGCAUGCACGGAGGAAGAGCGGAGCUCUUUCCGAUUCCCAUGGGUCCCUAAGUGGCUGGUGGGGUAAGCCAGGCCAGCCACGUUGUUCUGUGGUUAAGCAUGGCCCCAGCCAUCCCCAUCUCUUCUUCAGUCCCCCAAAGACUAGAAUCCUUUGCAGGCUGUCGGUUGGGAGUCUUCAACAUGCCACAGCCUCACCCCUCGCUUGGAGCAGGUCAGGGGGUCAUUUGAGUGGACUGGAGAAUGGGGUGUGUUUUGUAUAUAAUUCCAGUUCUUGGACAACAGAAGAUUGGAGCGUGCCGGCUUCAGGUUUGUCUUUUUGCCUCCAUGGGCUCCAUAUCCCUGCUGCUACCGUUCCUGAAACAUCCUACUAGUUGCUGCCUCCAGUUCUUGGCCCGUGGACUUUUUUAUUUUUAUUUUAUUUUUUGAAGCCGGGUGCCUUCCAUCUUGAACCCUCUUAUUCGGUGUCUUUGGGACCCCUGUCAUCACCAGCCUUCUGAAACAGCCUCCACACUGCUUCUGUCCCUGGGACACCCUGUCACUUUGGUUAUGAACUGAGCCAGAUACAGUGAGCCACCACACAGACAUCUGCCGUGGCUGGCACCUGUUCUGAACUGGAGAAACCGUUCUUGUAAAUGUCUUAGUUCCCACUUCCGGGGACUGGGAGAGGGGACUGUGCUGUGGAAAGCUGGUCAGUGAGCUACAAAGGACUCAAAAGCAAACAAAAAAAUCCUCUAAGUGGGAGCCUUCGAGGUGGGGUGAAACCACGCAUGGCCCUACCAGCAACGGUGACUCUGACUUCUGGUCUUAGAGACCCCCUCCCUCCUUCAGCCCCCCCAGGAGCAAUCAGUAGGUUUUUAGUAGUUUUUGUCUCUACUGUUUGUAACUCUCCUUGAUCCUUUUCUUCACUGUUUGUUUUAGGUUCUAUAUGUGUCCUUUUAUUUCCAUGAUUCUCUUGAGUUUCCUUUUUAAAAAACAUUUGCAUUUGCUGGACAAUUGCAUAUUUUUUUUUAAACUCCCCUACCACCCCUGUUUAAAGCUGAAAAAUACAUUUGGUUCAUGUGCAUUGUUUACAAAGAUAAAAGGAAAAAAGGCAAAAAAAAAUAUUGUGAAAGGAAAAAAAAACAACUUAAUAUAUUUUGGAUUAAUAUUUGGUAUUUCUUUUUAAAGUAUUUUUUGUGCUGUGAACGUUUUCUGCCAAAGACCAUGAUGUGUGUCUGUAUGUUUAAGUUAUCGUGAAUAUUUAAAAUGUAAACAUGGCUGUUUUGCUAUGCCACCCUGUACCAGGAUUGCUGCUGCAUUCCACUGGGUAUGACAGUAUUUUAAUAAAAAAAAUUAUAAAGA
This is a messenger RNA of Jaculus jaculus (lesser Egyptian jerboa), 3918 nucleotides long. RefSeq names its product angiomotin like 2 (gene Amotl2). The record is from RefSeq and is a predicted model, not a curated record. The transcript is spliced from 9 exons. Bases 37 to 2337 code for a protein of 766 amino acids. Gene Ontology annotation, cellular component: cytoplasmic vesicle; bicellular tight junction; plasma membrane. NCBI's taxonomy places the organism in Eukaryota, Metazoa, Chordata, Mammalia, Rodentia, Dipodidae. Gene Ontology annotation, biological process: angiogenesis; hippo signaling; actin cytoskeleton organization.